CAGUUAUUCAUUUUCUAUGCUUGGGUAACCCCUGCCUCAAGUGCCUAGAAACCAGGGUAUACUUUUUAUCCCACGCAACUAAAGACAUAAAUAAAUUCAAUGCAAUUAGCCAUAACAAACCACGAGUUGUCUAUUUUGUCACAAAGAAAAGUUUAUUUGAGACGCAGCACAAUUUCAUUGAUCAUCGUACAGGUACACGCAGUAUCUUGGAGACAGAAAUUUCAACCUAGUUGUAAAUUCAUAUCUUUUAGUCGCAUACUAUUAUUUCUAGUAAUCGCUAGAUUAUUAUCUAGCCGUUCCUAUCAAGCAAAAGGAGAGACAUCAAACGCCGUCAAGAGUCGCUGUAUGAAACGUAAUUGUCAGGAGUACGCAAUGGGACGAGGGGAACAUUCACGCUGCCGUGCUCAUGCGGACGAGAGAAACGAAGCUCAUCGGCAAAAGCUUAAAAAGCUUCAAGCAGCAGGCCUAUGUUAUGACUGUGAGGGUCGAGCAAUGGAUGGAGAUAUAAGAUGUAAAAGGCAUUGUAUCCUAAAGAAAAUGCAAUCAACCGCGCGUAGCAAGACUUUUUAUUAUAAGCAGAAAGCCAUGGGGAAGUGUGUCUCGUGUCAGAGCCAAGCGAAAGAAGGGUUCAUAUACUGCGAAAGGCAUUACAUUGCUAAGCAAGUAUGGAACCGGAAAAAAGCUCAAGAGAAAGCCAAAUUAAAGCAGCAAUUGACUGGAGAGGAAUUACCAUCAGAAGGUGAAGAGUCCAAGGUCGAAAAAUCGGAGGUGGAAGAACACUCCAUAUCUGGUCAGCCAUCAAAAUUGCCUACGCCAGAGAUUGGUUACGAAGAGGCAGAAGCAGCGAAAUUACUUUUGUACUUUCAUAAAAAUCUGACUACCUACCUAGGCAGGUAGUUUAUAAGUCCCUGUAAGAGGAGGUAGUCGUCUUUAAAAUUAUAAUAUCAAGAGGUCGAUAUCUCUUCAACUGGUUACCUAGG
Molecule: messenger RNA, 980 nt
Organism: Daldinia caldariorum
Lineage: Eukaryota; Fungi; Ascomycota; Sordariomycetes; Xylariales; Hypoxylaceae
Exons: 2
Coding region: 100-897 (265 amino acids)
Source: RefSeq, a predicted model, not a curated record